This is a messenger RNA of Glarea lozoyensis ATCC 20868, 1614 nucleotides long. RefSeq names its product MFS general substrate transporter. NCBI's taxonomy places the organism in Eukaryota, Fungi, Ascomycota, Leotiomycetes, Helotiales, Helotiaceae. The record is from RefSeq and is a predicted model, not a curated record. Gene Ontology annotation, molecular function: transmembrane transporter activity. Gene Ontology annotation, cellular component: membrane. The transcript has 5 exons. The coding region runs from base 1 to 1614 and encodes 537 amino acids. Gene Ontology annotation, biological process: transmembrane transport.
AUGGCGACUCCAAGUCAUCAAACCGCUACCAUGGAGAACAAAGAUGUGAUCUCGGCUCAUGUCGAGAACACACCUAUCGAAAUGGUAGCAAGAGAAGAUCCAGUUGACAUUCUCGCUCAUGACUCCAACAUCUACUUCACUGUAGAAGAGGAAAAGAGGGUGCUCCGCAAGAUCGAUACACGAGUUCUGCCUCUCAUGCUCGGAGCUUACUUCUUACAACAACUCGAUAAAUCUGCGCUGUCAUACACUUCGGUGUUCAACAUUCAAAAAGAUGCUGGACUUCACGGUCGUCAAUACUCAUGGCUAGGCUCUAUCUUGUAUAUUGCUCAGCUUGUUAUGCAACCACUAGGUGCUGUUCUACUUGUCAAGCUUCCAACUGGAAAAGUUAUUUCUGUUGCAAUCUUUCUCUGGGGAGUGACUAUGUGUGGUAUGGCCGGAUGUACCAACUUUCGAGAACUUCUUGCUACGAGGUUCUUGCUUGGUAGCUUUGAAAGUUUGAUCGGACCUUCUCUUGUAGCAGUAACACAAAUGUGGUGGCGUCGAAGUGAACAAACAAACAGGACCUCAGCAUGGAACGCCAUGAACGGCAUCACAUUUGUUUUCGGAUCUCUUAGCACAUAUGGACUCGGCCACAUCAAGACCGACAAACUGCAUUCUUAUCAAAUUAUCUUCCUCUAUUGCGGCUGCAUAACCCUCGUCUUCUCCGUCUUUUCCAUCAUAUUCUUCCCAGACUCUCCCAUGGAAGCAAAGUUUUGGCGCGAAAACGAAAGAGAUAUCGCUAUCGAACGGCUGAGAGCCAAUCAGACAGGUAUCGUAUCGAGGAAAUGGAGAUGGGAACAUGUUAUCGAGGCAGUUCUUGAUCCCAAGACUUGGUGUUGGUUCUUCCUCGUCAUGGCCAUCUCCAUUCCAUCAGGUGGAAUCGGUACCUUCGGUCCCCUAAUAGUCCAAUCUUUCGGUUUCGACCAGUUCCGCACCAUUCUUUUCAACAUCCCGUUCGGCGUCGUAAAUAUCAUAGCCAUCCUCUGCGGCGGCUGGCUCGCCACCCGCAUCAAAUCCAAAGGCCUAGUCAUCGCCAUCCUCGCCCUCCCUUGUAUCGCAGGUGCCUCAAUCUUGCUCGCUCUACCACGCGGACCUGGCUCAAAAGGUCCUUUGCUAGUCGCAUACUACCUCACGAGUUUCCUAGCCGGCAUUACACCUUUAAUAUACAGUUGGCAUGUACAAAACACCGCUGGUGACACGAAAAGAAAGGUCGUAACUGGCAUCCUCGGUCCCCUCCUCUACAGCGCCGAAGACAAACCCUACUACCGUAAAGGUCUAAUCUCCAACCUCUGCAUGUUCGUCUUCGUCGAAGUGCUCGUCGGUCUUAUAAUCCUGUACCUCAAAUUCCUGAACGGUAGACACGCGAGCAUGCGAUCUGCGGUCGGAAAGAGCGCAGAGGUGCAAGACGAGAGUAUGAUGCGCAAAAUUGAUUUGCAGGCGUUGGGCAAGGGGGUCGGUGAGAGUGCACGAGCGGGAAUGGGUCAGAAUGGUACACAGGGUGGGAGAAGGGAGGAGGAUAAUGCGUUCAGGGAUAUGACGGAUUUGAAGAAUGAGGAUUUUAUUUAUGUUUAUUAG